AUGGCGCGAGGCGGCGGUUGCUUGGGGCAACCCCGGCUGCUGCUGCUGCUGGGCGGCCUCCUGUGCCUGCAUGGCGGGGCUCCGCUGGCCGCCGCCCCGCAGGGCCGCGCUGGGCGGGGGCAGCCGCCCACCCCGUGCCAGGCGCCGCUGCAGUGGGAAGGGCGCACGGUGGCCUACGACCACAGCAGCGGCAGGAACACCAGGGCGGUGGUGUCUUACGACGGCCCCAACCAGCGCCUCCGGCUCCUGGAGGAGAGAAAGGGGCUCAUCCCCUGCAAGAAAUUCUUUGAAUAUAUAUUUCUCUAUAAAGAUGCAGUGAUGUUUCAGAUUGAACAAGUCACAAAGCUGUGCUCAAAGAUUGCUUUGACUGAGCCUUGGGAUCCUUAUGAUAUUCCUGACAACUCCACUUAUGAAGAUCAGUACUACAUCGGGGGGCCUGGAGAUGAAAUUAUGGUACAGGAAUGGUCUGAUAGAAAACCAGCCAGGAAAUUUGAGUCCUGGGUUGGCGUUUACACAGUCAAGGAUUGUUACCCAGUGCAGGAAACCUACACCAAGAACUACAGCGUGACAACCUCCACCCGCUUUUUUGAUCUACAGCUGGGUAUCACUGACCCCUCUGUGUUUACCCCACCCAGCACCUGUCAGGAAGCCCAGCCAAUAAAGAUGAAAGAUGAAUGCUGA
This is a messenger RNA of Emys orbicularis (European pond turtle), 681 nucleotides long. RefSeq names its product ependymin related 1 (gene EPDR1). Gene Ontology annotation, molecular function: calcium ion binding. Gene Ontology annotation, cellular component: extracellular region; lysosome. The coding region runs from base 1 to 681 and encodes 226 amino acids. The transcript is spliced from 3 exons. Gene Ontology annotation, biological process: cell-matrix adhesion. The record is from RefSeq and is a predicted model, not a curated record. NCBI's taxonomy places the organism in Eukaryota, Metazoa, Chordata, Testudines, Emydidae.